Messenger RNA from Durusdinium trenchii, 504 nucleotides. The record is from the annotation of a GenBank genome assembly. NCBI's taxonomy places the organism in Eukaryota, Dinophyceae, Suessiales, Symbiodiniaceae.
AUGACGGAGCCGGAAGCGGAGGAGGAGAAAAGGCCGAGUCAGGUCGAGGUAUUUGUUGAUUUCGUUGAGAGUUGGUUUGACCAGCGGAAGGCGCGCCAGAAGCCGAAAGCCAAGGCAGCUCCAGCUCCGAAAAAGGAUGAGAAGAGCGAUGUUGAAGCGGGCAAUGCGGAUGGAGAGAGUAAGGAGAAAAAGGAUGCAGGUAUUUUAGAUGUUGAUGGAGAUGGCGACGUUGACAUGGACGAUAUGCUUGCUGCGAUGGAAGGUGAUGUCGAGGGUGAGGCUGUGGACACCUUGGAACACAUGAAGACUCAUCGCCCCGUGUUCAUCACAUCGCAGCUGGUGAUUUGUGUGAUUUUUUGGCUGGUUGGUGCGGGCUAUUCUGCCGCUACAGAGGAGCAGGUCGACUUCCUGAUGUCACAGGGAGGCCUUGAAACCUUUGCAAAAGGUUGGACGGCAGUGCGAGUUCAUGAGGACAGCAACGUGGAAGGAACACGGGACAUUUGA